AUGGCGCCCCAAAAGGCGACUCAAAACAAAGACGGUGUCUCUACGGCCUCGGUCGAUGACCGUGUUGUAAAGGAUCAAACCGACUACGGGCGGGUUGACAAAGAGCUCGCCAAGUACAUCUCCGACGCCAGGAUUACAAUAACUCCAGAGAAGAACCAUGAGCUGCGGCGCAAAAUAGAUCGGCGCAUCCUGGCCGUCAUGAUAUCGACGUACUUCCUGCAAGCCAUUGACAAGGGCACCAUGUCAUUUGCCUCCAUCAUGGGCAUCCGAGACGAUACGCACCUGAGCAAACAAGAUUACAACUGGUUAACCACCUGCGUCUUCCUCACGAUCCUAAUCGUCGAAUACCCCCAAAACUACAUCAUUGCCCGGGUGCCCAUCGCCAAAUACCUGGGUUUCAACAUCAUGGCCUGGGGCACGGUGCUGGCGUCCACGGCCGCUUGCAGCAACUUUGCUGGCCUCGUCGCUGUGCGUACAUUGCUCGGCCUCUUCGAGUCCGUCUGCCAGCCAACAUUCGUUGUGCUCUCUGCCAUGUGGUAUAGGCGAGAGGAGCAAGCAUCUCGAGUGACCUACUGGUACAUGAUGAACGGGGCGCAGCAAAUCGUCGGCGGCCUGCUAGCAUACUGCUUCAGCCUCAUCAAGACCGGUCCUCUCAAGUCCUGGCAGUGGCUGUUCCUCGUCUACGGGGUCGUCUCUGUCCUCUUUGGCGUCUUCGUCAUGUGGUGGAUGCCCGAUUCGCCCAUGCGAGCCAAGUGCUUCACCGAGAAGGAGAAACACCUCAUGGUCGAGAGAGUCCGCGACAACCAGACCGGCAUGCAGAACCGACAGUGGAAGAGGGAGCAGUUCAUGGAGGGCCUGACGGAUCCUCAAGUUUGGGGGUAUUGUCUGAUUCAACUUUGCACAACGCUGCCGACUUCUGGUCUCGGCGCGUUUCAGGGCAUCGUGAUUCAGAGUAUGGGAUUCUCUGUUUUGGAGACGCAGCUGCUGGCCAUGGUGUUGGGCUUUUACAUCAUCAUUGUGCUGCUGGGCUCGUCGUGGCUGGUGAAGAAGACGAAUCAGAACCUAUACGUGAUGGGAGCGUUUGUUAUUCCAUCGUUUAUUGGAACCAUCUGCCUCAUGACUGUUCCCUUGGACACGAAAAGUCAGAAGAUUGGACUUGUUGUUUGUUACAACAUCACCAUGUCCUUCUGGGCCGCUCAAACUUUGGCCCUGUCCAUGUUAUCGCGAAAUAUUGCGGGACAGACAAAGAAGACUGUUGCGGUUGCCUUGAACUUCAUUAUCUGGGCUACGGGAAACGCAAUAGGGCCUCAAGUAUUUUUAUGGUGGAACGCGCCUCGAUACUUUAUCGCUUUUGCUACUCACCUUGGCUGCUAUAGUCUGUUGGUCAUUGUGAUUAUCGCUCUGCGAGUUUACCUUGUGCGCCAGAACCAUGAACGGGAUCAGUUGGCAGCGGCUGGCGUGCAGGAGGCUCGCGACGGGCGAAUGUUGCAUGCGUGGGAGGAUCUGACGGAUAAAGAGAAUCCUAAUUUUCGUUAUGUAUUUUAG
Molecule: messenger RNA, 1545 nt
Organism: Metarhizium brunneum ARSEF 3297
Lineage: Eukaryota; Fungi; Ascomycota; Sordariomycetes; Hypocreales; Clavicipitaceae
Biological process (GO): L-cysteine transport; transmembrane transport
Cellular component (GO): membrane
Molecular function (GO): L-cysteine transmembrane transporter activity
Source: RefSeq, a predicted model, not a curated record